Molecule: messenger RNA, 3385 nt
Organism: Sceloporus undulatus (fence lizard)
Lineage: Eukaryota; Metazoa; Chordata; Lepidosauria; Squamata; Phrynosomatidae
Gene: MMS19
Product: MMS19 homolog, cytosolic iron-sulfur assembly component
Biological process (GO): iron-sulfur cluster assembly
Cellular component (GO): cytosolic [4Fe-4S] assembly targeting complex; MMXD complex
Source: RefSeq, a predicted model, not a curated record
CCUGGCCCUGCUGCUGCCGUUUCCCAGGCCAUCAUGGCGGCCGGUGGGGCUGGAGAGGGGAAGGGGGCGCCUCCAUCCCCGUCUCUUCUGGGCCGGGAGCCGGAGAGCGAGGCCAGGGAGGCGGCGGAAGGAGUGAAAGCUGGAACCUGUACCAUCUUAGAUGUUGUGGAAAACCUGGGAUCUCCUCUUGAGAAUGCAGACCCUCAUAUACGUACACGGGGCAUUCAAAUGCUCUCUGAAGUCCUCAUGCAGUGUUAUCCUCUUCUCCGAGAGCAGGAAGUAAGCCACCUUGUCUUGUUUUACGAGAACCGGCUAAAAGAUCAUCACAUUGUCAUACCAUCUGUGCUGCAUGGACUCAAAGCUCUGAGUAUGUGUGAAGUAUUGGCUCCAGGCCUGGCAGUUUCUGUUCUGAAAGCCAUCUUCCAGGAGGUCCAUGUCCAGUCUUUGCUGCAGCUGGAUCGCCAUACAGUCUACAGUAUCAUCACUAACUUCAUGAGCAGCCGAGAGGCAGAGCUGAAAAGUUUGGGUGCUGAUUUCACCUUUGGUUUCAUCCAGGUAAUGGAUGGAGAGAAAGAUCCGCGCAACCUAUUAAUAGCAUUCCAGAUUGUACGAGAUAUAAUUGUAAACGGCUAUGCACUAGGGCCCUUUGCAGAAGAACUUUUUGAAGUGACUUCCUGCUACUUCCCUAUCGACUUUAACCCUCCCCCCAAUGAUCCUCAUGGAAUCCAGAGAGGAGACUUGAUUGUCAGCCUGCGGGCAGUGCUGACCUCUACCCCCAUUUUUGCAGAGUUCCUGCUUCCUUUGCUUAUUGAGAAAAUGGAUUCAGAUGUACAAAGUGCGAAACUGGACUCACUGCAAACCCUGAGUGCUGCCUGCACAAUCUAUGGACAGAAAGAGCUGAAGGAAUUCCUACCCAGCCUCUGGUCAUCCUUGCGUAGGGAGGUGUUCCAAACAGCAAGUGAGAAGAUUGAAGCAGAAGGUCUGUCAGCAUUGAAUGCUCUAUCAACUUGUCUGUCCCGUUUAGUGCUCAGUUCUGAUGAUGAGGAUCUUCUUGAUUCCUUUCUUAGAAGCAUUCUGCAAGAUUGCAGACACCAUCUGUGUGAGCCUGACAUGAAACUGGUCUGGCCCAGUGCCAAGCUUUUGCAAGCAGCUGCAGGGGGCUCUUUGCGGGCGUAUUACCAGAUUACAAGUAGUGUACUUCCUUUGCUGGUGGAAGAGUACACCAAACAUAUGCAGAGUAGCCAGCACAGGACAAUCUUGGAGGUGCUGCUUGGUUUCUUGGAGCUGCGGCAAAAGUGGGGUCCUGCAGAGGAAGACAAGAGUCCGCUGCUUCUCUCCAAAGCAUCUCUGUGUACCAUGGUAUUCUCUGCAGUCACUGAGCCCAAUGUGCAACUUCAGCUGGUUGGGAUCCAGGCUCUUACCUUUUUAGGGUCACUGCAAGGACUCCUGGCACCCCUCGAUGUGGAGAUGCUUGUAGACCACCUUGCACAGUUCAUCUUGCAUGAAACAGAUUCCCAGACCAGUUUGGCAGCAAUGGAGGCUGGUGGUACCCUGGCUCCUGUCUAUCCAGAAGCUUUCAGCAGGUGUUUUGUUCAGAAGCUUUCGGAAGAAUUGCAGUCAGUUUCAGAGGUUCUGGAGGAUAGCAAUCCACUCCAGCAGGAAUGUUAUUUGAAAGCCCUGGCAGCAGUGUCCACUCAUCCAAGGAUAGUGAGAGAGACUGUUCCAGUCCUCCUACAGCAACUCCAGCAGGUUCAGAAAGACACAAUGCCAGCAAGUACCCAGUUUGUGGUGUCUGUGUGUCAGAGUCUGCAGCAGGUGGCACUGAAAUGUCAGCAAGAUCCUCAGAGUUAUUGGUACUUUCACCAGGCUGUGGUGCCUUGCUUAUUGGGCUUAGCAGUGAAGGCUGCUAUGCAAGAGAAUUGUCACACAGUGCUAAGCAAGGUGCUGCUGAAGGAGGAAGCCUUGUCAGCCAUGGUACCAGUCAUCAGUGCUGCUUGUAUACACUUAAGCCCAGAGUUGGCUGCUCAGAGUGCCUCCAAAGUGGUACCCCUCUUCCUUGAUGGAGAGCUCUCCUUCCUUUCUGGAAACAGCUUUCCCAGCACUUUCCAGCCUUUUGAGGAUGGGCAGUGUCCAGUGGUAGCCCAGGGAAGGCUUGUUGCUCUCCUUAUGGCCUUUGUUUGUUCGUUGCCAAAGAAUGUUCCAAUUCCUCAGCAAGACCGGUUGCUACGUGAACUGCUAGCUCUGAGCUGCUCCUGUGACUGCCUCUUCACUGCUACAGCAGCUGCAAAAUGUUUUGCAGGACUUGUGAACAAACACCCAGCAGGGCCUCAGCUAGAUGAUCUCUUGGGAAUAGCCAUGAACAAACUGGAGCAAGGCUUGAAUGACGGUUCCUAUCAAAGCCAGGCCCUCACUUUGUUGUUAUGGGUCUGCAAGGCUUUGUUGUUGCGCUACCACCCACUAUGUACUCAACUAACCAACAAGCUACUUAUGCUUUUGGAGGAUUCGGUCCUUGGCCCUAAAGUGGGUGAUGGCUUUAUAUUGCUUAUGGCUGAUUCUCCAGAUGUUCUAGGCAAGAGCAGCCAUGCUGAAGUGCGUCUCAUGUUCCGGCAGCGCUUCUUCACAGAGUGUGUGCCACAACUGGUGCAAAGAUUCCAUGCAGCUGCACCUGGCAUGAAAUCAAAUUACCUGAAAGCCCUGUCUCACAUAUUGAACCACCUGCCCAAGACUGUGCUUGUGACAGAGUUGCCUUCGUUGUUAUCUCUGUUGUUGGAAGCUUUGUCAUGUCCUGACCAUGUGGUCCAGCUAUCAACUUUGCACUGUCUACAGCCAUUGUUACUUGAUGCACCUCAUAUCAUGAGCCUGCAUAUUGACACACUGGUUGGCAAGUUUCUCAACCUGACAGACAGUCCUGCUAUGGCAAUCCGCAUUGCUGCUCUUCAGUGCCUCCAUGCACUUGCCUCCUUGCCCACCCCAGUGGUAAUUCCCUACAAGCCCCGGGUGAUUAAGGCACUAGCCAAACCCUUGGAUGACAAGAAACGGCUGGUGCGAAAAGAAGCUGUGACAGCACGAGGAGAGUGGUUUCUGCUUGGGACGCCUGGCAGGUGAAGGUACACAUUGCAAAUCACGAUUGACAGUCUCACUUGCCCUUGCUUGAAUCCAUGGGUCUUCUAAAUCCUUGAAAGCAGCAAGGCUGUGGGCAGAAGUGGAGGACCUUAUUUAUGGGCUAGCCAUUCGAUGGGCUGGCACAGUCCUAGUCCCAACAUCUGUGUCCAAUAGGAUGUAACGGCCAGCUCAAUUGUUGCAGCAGUAAGGUAGUGUGUGGAGAUGGUGGGAUCCCUGCACACUAUGUGUGUGGAGCCAGAAAAAUAAAUAAUCUGUUUCCUAA